AUGGAUAUAAAGAAGUAUUCGGAUUUCGAAAGCAGAAAUCUUCAUCUUGUCUCAAUAAUUAAGGAAUGCGAAGAUCGCAAUAGAAUUGAACUUGAAAGACACAUACAAGAUCCAGAGGAAAUGGAUAGUGAAAGUGAGGCAGAUGAAAUCAAAAGAGAGCGAGAGGAGAUUGAAAAAGAAAGAGAGGAGAUUGAAAGAGAAAUAGAGGAGAUAGAAAAAGAAAGAGAGGUGAUAGAAAGAGAAACGGUACCUUCACCAAACUCUGGUUUACCAGAGAUCAAUCCUUCCAACUACGUGCCACCACUUUAUACUGUUGUUCAUCAACACGCAACUACUGUUAGAUCUAUUUUAUCCUAA
This is a messenger RNA of Heterostelium album PN500, 357 nucleotides long. RefSeq lists its product as uncharacterized. The transcript has 2 exons. The coding region runs from base 1 to 357 and encodes 118 amino acids. The record is from RefSeq and is a predicted model, not a curated record. Lineage: Eukaryota; Evosea; Eumycetozoa; Acytosteliales; Acytosteliaceae.